Messenger RNA from Aspergillus sclerotioniger CBS 115572, 1728 nucleotides. Its product is annotated as MDR family MFS transporter. Bases 63 to 1625 code for a protein of 520 amino acids. The record is from RefSeq and is a predicted model, not a curated record. Gene Ontology annotation, biological process: transmembrane transport. Lineage: Eukaryota; Fungi; Ascomycota; Eurotiomycetes; Eurotiales; Aspergillaceae. The transcript is spliced from 5 exons. Gene Ontology annotation, molecular function: transmembrane transporter activity.
AUCUCUCAACCGUCAAUCAACUAGACUUCGGGCUCCCAGUUCCAUCCCGACAGUCUGCUACCAUGGGGUCAUUAACUAGCCAUUCCGAUGAAUACCCCAGAGGAUGGAGAUUGGGCCUUCUGACCGUGGGCAUCUGCUUAACCAUCUUCCUCAUUUCCCUUGACUUUUCUAUCAUUGCCACGGCGAUCCCCUCCAUUACCACCGAAUUUCACAGUCUAGAGGAUGUGGGCUGGUAUGGAAGCGCUUAUCUCCUGACCGCUGCUUCCUCACAACUACUUAUGGGAAAGAUUUACACCUGUCUCGGUGUCAAAUGGGUCUUUCUUACCGCACUACUUGUGUUUGAGGUCGGCAGUGCCAUUUGCGGCGCGGCACCCAACUCCCUUGCCCUGAUCCUUGGGCGUGCCAUUGCUGGCUGCGGCAAUGCUGGUCUGCUUUCCGGUGCACUCCUCAUCCUGGCGCAUAGUGUGCCACUUGAGAGACGUCCCUUGUUUACUGCUAUGACGGGCGGCACGUAUGGCAUUGCUGCUAUUGCUGGACCCCCUCUCGGAGGACUAUUCACGGACAAACUUUCAUGGCGCUGGUGUUUUUACAUCAACCUUCCCAUUGGCGCAGUUACCUUCUUAGUUGUUGCCUUCUUCUUCGAUAGCCCGGCCCAGUCAGAUGCUCCGACUGGCCAGACAUUCUUUGCUUCCAUCAAGCGCUUUGACCCGCUUGGGACCAUGGUCUUCAUGCCUGCCGUCGUUUGCGUGCUUCUGGCCCUUCAGUGGGGGGGUAUCACUUACGAGUGGAAUAGCGGUACUAUCAUCGCCCUGUUUGUCCUCUUUGGCGUCCUGCUUCUUGCAUUCCUCGCCAUCCAAUGGCGAGCCCAAGACAAUGCCACUGUCCCGCCCCGCUUGUUCAGAUUGCGCACCAUCUGGUCAUGUGCCAUCUACGAAUUUACCCUUGGCGCAGGAUUCUUUAUCUUCGUGUACUAUGUACCAAUCUGGUUUCAAGCCGUACAGGGUGUUAGUGCCAUUGAAUCAGGAAAGCGGACCUUACCCAUGCUCAUUGGCAACAUCGUGGGGACGACGUUGGCGGGGGUGGCCGUCGCUGCCAUCGGUCAAUACGCCCCAUUUAUGAUUCUGGGCACCAUCCUCACAUCUGUUGGUGGCGGACUAUUGACACUGUUUAAUCCAGGUAUUACCAGCGCAGCCUGGAUUGGCUACCAAGUUCUCGUGGGCGUGGGCAUCGGGGUUGGAUGGCAGCAGCCCAUUGUAGCUGUUCAAACAGUAGUCGGGAUGGAAGACGUGCCAACUGCCACAGCCAUCCUGUCCUUUGCCCAAACAAUUGGGGGAUCGCUCUUUAUCAGUGUGGCACAGUCCGUCUUUUCGAGCCGAUUGACACAGGACCUUGCGGCAAAAGCCCCCGGUUUGGACCCGUCGCUGGUGUUGGAUGGCGGCGCGUCCAAUCUGGCUGGCUACGUCCCCCGCCAGUAUCUAUCUGCUGUCAUCUCUGCAUAUAGUGAUGGGCUGACCCGCACAUUUGUUGUGGGUACAGCUCUUGCCGCGUUGUCUUUGAUUGGCAGUAUGUGUGUGGAAUGGAGGAGCGUCAAGGGCAAGAAGGUUGAGACCGGCAUUGCUGCUUAAGCGUUAAACGAAAGCCUAUCUGCUUAUCUGCAGAUGUUUCUGUACCUCGAAUUCAAACCAAGGUGAUGGUGGUGGCAGUGGCCAUGGUAGGGUUGAGGGGGUG